UUCCCGCCAAAAAGCCACACUAAAGUUCACCCCACCCCGAGCUCACUAGCCCUAGGCAUAAUCUCACUCUCUCUGGUUGACCGACGGAAGAGUUACGUCCGAUCAUGGCUUCCGAUUCGUCUCCGGCCAACACUCACGGCGAUCCAUCUUCGCCUUACGACUCGCUUUCGAGCCCAAUCGCAAACACGUUCUCAUCUCCCGCCGACUCCGGUCGGCGGAAACGCGGGCGUCGCUCUUCCUCCGCUGCAACGUCGCCGGCCCCUGCUAACCCUCGCUUUACCACUCCGGACGCAACGCCUACUCCGUCCAGUAGGAAUCCUCGAAGACGCGGCGGAAGUAGGUUUACUUCCGCCGCUGCUGCGGCCACGCCUUCCUCCACCGAUGAUGCACCGCAGUCCUCGAUGGGCGGUGGCGGGGGUGAUUCCUCUGCGCCUUCGCCCUCCUCGGACGGCGGAGAUGACGCCCCACCAACGUAUGUCUGGGGCACAAACAUUGUUGUUCAGGAUGUGAAUGCUGCAAUUCUGAGGUUUCUUAGGCAUUUCCGUGAAGAUUCUUCUCAGGUUGAAGGGAAAUACAUGAUAUCCAUUCACCACGUGAUUGAAAUGGAAGGUGAUUCACUUGAUGUGGAUGCAAAUGAUGUGUUUAACUAUGACAGUGAUUUGUACAACAAAAUGGUUAGAUAUCCACUUGAGGUCCUAGCCAUUUUUGACAUUGUUUUGAUGGACAUGGUAAGCAGAAUCAACCCGUUGUUUGAAAAGCACAUACAAGCUCGAAUUUUUAAUCUUAAAACGUCCACUCCCAUGAGAAAUCUCAAUCCAUCUGACAUUGAGAAGAUGGUUUCAGUUAAGGGAAUGAUAAUUCGUUGUAGUUCAAUCAUACCUGAGAUCCGAGAAGCAAUAUUUAGGUGCCUUGUCUGUGGAUAUUAUUCUGACCCUAUUGUUGUUGAUAGAGGCAGAAUUAGUGAGCCCACACUCUGUGGGAAGCAAGAAUGUCUUGCCAGAAACUCAAUGAUUCUGGUUCACAAUAGGUGCAGGUUUGUUGAUAAGCAAAUAGUGAGACUCCAAGAAACGCCAGAUGAUAUUCCUGAUGGAGGAACGCCUCACACAGUGAGCUUGUUGGUGCAUGACAAAUUAGUGGAUGCUGGGAAACCAGGUGACAGAGUUGAGGUCACUGGCAUUUACCGGGCUAUGAGUGUUAGAAUUGGGUCUACGCAAAGGACUGUUAAAUCACUUUUCAAGACUUACAUUGAUUGUCUCCAUUUGAAGAAGACUGAUCGUUCAAGAAUGCAUCUAGAGGAUCCAAUGGAAGUCGAAAAUGGCAUUUGUAGGAAUGAGAAUGAGCCUUCUCUUGACUCUGCGGAUAAGGUGGAGCAGUUAAAGGAAUUGUCUAAGCAGCCUGAUAUAUAUGAAAGGUUGACCAGAUCCCUGGCACCAAAUAUAUGGGAGUUGGAUGAUGUCAAGAAAGGUCUUCUUUGCCAGCUUUUUGGUGGCAAUGCAUUGAAAUUGCCAUCUGGUGCAAGCUUCAGAGGAGAUAUUAAUAUCCUUCUUGUUGGUGAUCCUGGGACUAGUAAAUCCCAGCUCCUGCAAUACAUUCACAAACUUUCACCUCGUGGUAUUUACACAAGUGGACGAGGAAGUUCUGCUGUUGGGUUGACUGCCUAUGUUGCCAAAGAUCCUGAGACUGGAGAAACUGUUCUGGAGAGUGGAGCCCUGGUUCUAAGUGACAGAGGAAUAUGCUGUAUUGAUGAAUUUGACAAGAUGUCUGAUAAUGCAAGGAGCAUGUUGCAUGAAGUCAUGGAGCAGCAGACUGUUUCAAUAGCGAAGGCAGGGAUUAUUGCUUCACUUAAUGCAAGAACUUCUGUACUAGCUUGUGCAAAUCCAAUUGGCUCACGCUACAAUCCUCGUCUCUCUGUUAUUGAUAACAUCCAUCUCCCCCCCACCCUAUUGUCCAGAUUUGAUUUAAUUUAUUUAAUGCUGGACAAGGCAGAUGAGCAGACAGACAGGCGUUUAGCAAAGCAUAUAGUUGCCUUACACUUCGAAAAUCCUGAGAAUUUGAUGCAAGAAUUUAUAGAUCUUCCAACAUUAACUGCUUAUGUGAGUUAUGCACGAAAGCAUAUACACCCACAGUUGUCUGAUGAAGCAGCUGAAGAGUUGACAAGAGGAUAUGUCGAGAUGAGAAGAAGAGGAAACUUCCCAGGCAGUAGCAAGAAGGUCAUUACAGCCACACCCAGGCAAAUUGAGAGUCUAAUACGCCUCAGUGAAGCUCUUGCUCGUAUACGAUUCUCAGUAUGGGUUGAAAAGCAAGAUGUUGUGGAGGCCUUUCGGCUUCUAGAAGUUGCAUUGCAGCAAUCUGCAACAGAUCAUUCCACAGGAACCAUUGAUAUGGACCUCAUCACAACUGGAGUUUCGGCAAGUGAAAGGGUGAGACGGGAGAACUUGGUUUCAGCCACCCGCAAUGUAGUCAUGGAAAAGAUGCAACUAGGAGGACCAUCAUUUCGGUUGAUUGAGAUACUGGAAGAGUUGAAGAAGCAAAGUUCUGACAUCCCACCCAACCUCAAUGAUCUGCGGAAUGCACUUUCUACUCUUGCAAGUGAAGGAUUUGUUCUUGUCCAUGGUGAUCACGUAAAGAGAAUAUAAUGCUAACCUCCGGUAAAUGCUUUGCAUCUGGAGAAAGAGAGAGAGAUUCUACUUGUAAAGUAGUAGUAAUUGGUAAAGGCCCGUGUGAUGUAUGAGUACGUCUUACCCUUUGAGUUACAGUUUUUGUAAUAGCUAACCUUUAAAGACAAGACUCCAGGGACUUUGAGUUUCACGAAGAGCAGAUGCUGGAACUCUACUCUAUUUGCAUUAGACAUCCUAUUUACAUGUUAAUUAUUUGGUGAUGUCAAUAUGUGUUGCUACAUAGAGAAAGUAAUUCUAUUGUAUUACAUGACUAC
Ipomoea nil (Japanese morning glory) is the source of this 2932-nucleotide messenger RNA. RefSeq names its product DNA replication licensing factor MCM4. The transcript is spliced from 18 exons. Gene Ontology annotation, cellular component: nucleus; MCM complex. Gene Ontology annotation, biological process: double-strand break repair via break-induced replication; DNA strand elongation involved in DNA replication; mitotic DNA replication initiation. Gene Ontology annotation, molecular function: single-stranded DNA binding; ATP binding; single-stranded DNA helicase activity. The record is from RefSeq and is a predicted model, not a curated record. NCBI's taxonomy places the organism in Eukaryota, Viridiplantae, Streptophyta, Magnoliopsida, Solanales, Convolvulaceae. The coding region runs from base 105 to 2636 and encodes 843 amino acids.